AUGCCAAGUGAAGAUUUCUCACUCUUCUCUUCAAAGGAGCUCGAAACGCUGCUCGGACAAAUAUAUGAACCAUUGACUCAGUGGGCAAAGGCAGGAGAACAACAUGGAGCACCAGCGCAUCCAAAUCCGCAAGCAGCACCCAUCAAGCUCUUAUUGGAGGAAGAGGGUUGUUCUCGACAAGAAAUCUUACAGGAAGUCGAGGAGGCGCUACGACGAAGCGUCAACCCAUGGACAGGUCGCUUCUGGGAAAAGCUGUACAGCAGACCUGACCCCGUUGGAAUCGCCGGCGACAUCGUGGUAGCAUGUUCGAAUGCCAGCGGCCAUGUGGAGUCGGCCAACCCGUACUUUGCUCGUGUCGAGACCUUUUGCGUCCGAGAGCUGGCCAAAGUCUUUGGCAUGGAUCCGGACCUCUCCGACGGCGUGACCAUGCCAGGGGGUAGCGCCUCCAAUACGCUCGCUCUCCAGACUUGUCUUGUUUCGCGAUUUCCGUCUUUUAGGACUGAGGGAGUUGCAGGCCUGUACUCUGACUUGCAGAGGCAUGAUUCAAUUGCUUCUUGUGCGCCUAGCGAGCGUUGGACUGGACAUGAACCUAGAUCCGUCAAGAAGGUUCUGGUCUUUGCUAGCGAGCAUUGCCAUUAUUCGAUCGAGCAAUCUGCGGUAGCUUGUGGAUUGGGAAGCAGCUCUGUGAUCAAAGUUGCUGGUGACGAGGGUGGAAAGAUGUCAGUCGACUGCCUUGCACAAGCGGUGCAGAGCUCCCUGGAAGGCGGUGAUGCCCCUCUCUUCGUGUGCGCUACCGCAGGAACGACGGUACUAGGAGCCUUCGAUGACAUCAGGGCCAUCUCAUCAGUCUGCAAAGAGUAUGGUCUCUGGCUCCAUAUUGAUGCCUCCUGGGGUGGCCCUGCUAUCUUUUGCCCGACAAUGCGUGCUCUGUUUGCCAAGAGCCAUUGUGCCCAAACAAUCACGAUCAAUCCGCACAAGUUGCUUGGGAUUCCCCAUCAAUGCAGCUUCCUUCUGUUCCAGAACAGGGGACUGACUUCGCAGCUCAAAGUCGAGGCUCCUUAUCUCUUUCAUUCUGUAUCGAAAGCGAAUCUCGCCGCCGGAUUCGACCAUGCCACCAAGACGCUGGGAUGCGGUCGAAGGCCAGACGCAUUCAAAUUCUACUUGGCGUGGAAGAGGCAUGGCUCAAAGGGGUUUGGAGAGCGCAUUACCCAAGCGCUUGUACAAGCUGAAGAUCUCCGCGGGUACAUUCUGCUCCACAGAGACUCGUUAGCGCUUGAGCUUGGUCCCGUUCCAUCUCCGCCUUUUCUUCAAGUAUGCUUCCGACCGCUUGCUCCAGUCAAGUCGCCGGCUGCUCUGGCUAAUGGGCUGUCUGAGCAGCAGCUGCUUGAUGCUUGCGUCCUGCAAGUACAUUGCUCCUUCCAGCAUACGCGAUUCGCGGUCGACUUUGCUCCGCUCCCACAGGUUGGUCGCCUAUACAUACGGCUCGUUGUCCACCCGUAUGCCAAUUGGGAAGAUCUCACUCAACUUGUUGCCCAUGUUGGGGACGAAGGAAAGCGCUUUUGGGAAGCUCGAAAGUGCUGA
Molecule: messenger RNA, 1581 nt
Organism: Ustilago hordei
Lineage: Eukaryota; Fungi; Basidiomycota; Ustilaginomycetes; Ustilaginales; Ustilaginaceae
Exons: 8
Coding region: 1-1581 (526 amino acids)
Biological process (GO): carboxylic acid metabolic process
Cellular component (GO): cytoplasm
Molecular function (GO): pyridoxal phosphate binding; carboxy-lyase activity
Source: RefSeq, a predicted model, not a curated record